AUGUCCCGGGACAAGAAGGCAGAUCUCGAGGACCUCAAGCAAGAGGUCCCAAUAACACAACAUAAAGUCCCAUUGGAUGAACUGAUUGCAGAGCUCGAGACCGAUCGAGAAAAUGUAUGUAAUACGCGGUGUAAAAAAAGUUUUGGGAGGAUUGUAGUACGGUUUUUUCACUUACUUUUUUCAGGGUUUGACGACAGCAAAGGCAGAAGAACUCCUUCUUCGUGAUGGACCAAAUGCCUUGUCUCCGCCACGCACAACUCCUGAAUGGAUCAAGUUCUGCAAGAACCUGUUUGGCGGGUUUGCCAUGCUCUUGUGGAUCGGUGCUGUUCUCUGUUACAUCGCCUUCACUGUCGACUACUUCACUGUGGAACAUCCCGCCUUUGACAACCUCUACUUGGGCCUUGUGCUGAUGUGUGUUGUGAUCAUUACUGGUGUCUUCCAAUAUUACCAAGAGAACAAAUCCUCGAAGAUCAUGGAGUCGUUUAAGUCAAUGGUCCCAACGUAUGCCAGUGUAACUCGUGAUGGAGAAAAGACAAAGAUCCCCACGGAGAAGUUGGUCGUUGGAGACAUUGUCGAAGUGCACAGUGGAGAUCGCGUGCCCGCCGAUAUUCGUAUUCUCCAUGCCACCGGGUUCAAGGUGGAUAAUUCGUCGUUGACUGGGGAAUCCGAGCCCCAAUCUCGUUCUCCCGAAUGCACGAACGAGAAUCCUUUGGAAACAAAGAACAUUGCCUUCUUCUCCACCAAUGCUGUUGAAGGCGCAGCCACCGGCGUUGUGAUUGGCACUGGAGAUCGUACCGUCAUGGGUAGAAUUGCCCAUUUAGCCGCUGAUUUGGAGGCUGGAAUGACCCCAAUUGCACGAGAGAUUGAGCAUUUUAUACACAUCAUUACUGGAGUUGCCUUCUUCUGUGGAAUCACAUUUUUCAUCAUUUCACUUGCCAUGGGAUAUCACUGGUUGACCGCCGUUGUCUUCUUGAUUGGCAUUAUUGUUGCCAAUGUUCCGGAAGGUAAGAGAGGCAGAAAGAUUUUCCUUGCAAUAGAGUGAUAAGUUGAAAACUAAAUAAUUCAUGUUUUACAGGUCUCAUUGCCACUGUUACCGUAUGCUUGACGUUGACGGCCAAACGCAUGGCUUCAAAGAACUGUUUGGUCAAGAACUUAGAAGCUGUCGAGACUCUCGGCUCCACUUCCACCAUCUGCUCUGAUAAGACUGGUACCCUCACCCAGAACCGCAUGACCGUCGCCCACACCUGGUUCGAUCAGACCAUUUCCGCCUGUGAUACCAACGAGGACUACACUGGAGGGGAAAACAAACACCGCAACGAAAGUGAAAUGGCCCUUCUGCGGGUUGCAGCAUUGUGCAAUCGAGCAGAAUUCAAGGCGGGCCAAUCGGAUAUCCCAAUUCUGAAACGGGAUUGUACCGGCGAUGCCUCCGAGAUUGCUCUACUCAAAUACAGCGAACAACAAAUUGGGAAUGUGAUUCAAUACCGAAGGAAGAACCCAAAGAUUGCAGAGAUUCCGUUUAAUUCUACCAAUAAGUUUCAAAUCUCCAUCCAUGAAGUUGACGACGGGCAUCCAGGUUAUCUUCUGGUAAUGAAAGGAGCACCAGAAAGAGUACUAGACUGUUGCGCAACCAUUUUGCUGAAAGGCGAAGAGAAGCCCCUAGAUCAGCAUCUUCGUCAUCAUUUCAACGAGGCUUAUCUGGAACUUGGUGGAUUGGGAGAACGUGUUCUUGGAUUUUGCGAUUUCAGACUGGACGCCGAGAAGUUCCCUAAAGGUUUCUCGUUUGAUACAGAAGAAAUAAACUUCCCCAUGGAUGGUUUCCGAUUUGUUGGUCUCAUGUCCAUGAUCGAUCCUCCUCGUGCUGCAGUCCCAGACGCCGUUGCCAAAUGCCGAUCGGCUGGAAUUAAAGUAAAUCGUUUUUAUUCGUUUGAUAGUUCUGAAUUUAGGUUGUGAUGGUCACUGGAGAUCACCCAAUUACCGCCAAGGCAAUUGCGAAGACUGUCGGAAUCAUCUCCAGCAACGCUAUUGAGGAUGGGCAGAGUCCCAAUCAUUCGAAGAGAGACGAGAGUAGCAAGAAUGAGAGUUCUGAAGAGAAGAAGCGUAGACCGAGAUCGGCUGUCCUCCAUGGAUCCGAGCUUCGUGGAAUGACUCCCGAAGAACUCGAUGCGUUCAUUCGAGAGCAUGACGAGAUUGUCUUUGCUCGAACAUCUCCACAACAAAAAUUAAUGAUUGUUGAAGGCUUCCAACGUCAGGGCCAGAUUGUCGCUGUGACUGGUGACGGUGUGAAUGAUUCCCCGGCGUUGAAGAAAGGUAGGUGUAAUCAGUUAAACAUAUAAAGAUGAUCCGGUUAAUUUUUUUGUCUUGGAAAAAUCCCGAUUUCUUGGCUCGAGAGCUUUCAAGGAAUGUCAUAUUCUUGACUCAAGUUGCGUAACAUUGCACAAUAUUUCAAAUCUUCCACUUUUAGCCGAUAUUGGAGUUGCCAUGGGUAUCACUGGGUCCGAUGUCUCCAAGCAAGCCGCUGACAUGAUUCUCCUUGAUGACAACUUCGCUUCAAUUGUUGUUGGUGUUGAAGAAGGGCGCCUCAUUUUCGACAAUCUCAAAAAGUCCAUUGCAUACACCUUGACAUCAAAUAUUCCGGAGGUGUCGCCUUUCUUGACCUACAUUCUCUUCGGUAUUCCUCUUCCUUUGGGUACGAUCACCAUCUUGUGUAUUGAUUUGGGUACUGACAUGGUCCCUGCCAUCUCUCUGGCCUACGAAGAAGCUGAAUCCGACAUCAUGAAGCGUAGUCCUCGUGAUCCACAACACGACAAACUCGUCAACGAACGUUUGAUUUCGUUGGCCUACGGUCAAAUUGGAAUGAUACAAGCACUGGCUGGAUUCUUUACUUAUUUCUGGAUCAUGGCCGACAACGGAUUUAAACCAGACAGAUUAUACGGACUGCGGGCGGAGUGGGAUUCGUUGGCUGUAAAUAAUUUGAGAGACAGUUAUGGUCAAGAAUGGGUGAGUCUCUCCUUCUUUUUUUUUAUUAUGCGUUUAGGCGUAUCAUGAUCGCAAAGUCUUGGAAUACACUUGCCAGACCGCCUACUUUGUGGCCAUUGUGAUUGUGCAAUGGGCCGAUCUGAUCAUCUCUAAGACCCGGCGCAACUCCUUAGUUCAACAGGGAAUGACCAACUGGGCCCUAAACUUUGGACUAGUCUUUGAAACCGCCUUGGCUGCCUUCCUCUGUUACUGUCCCGGCCUGGACAAGGGACUUCACAUGUACGGCCUUCGUUUUGGAUGGUGGUUCCCAGCUCUCCCCUUCGCUGUCAUCAUCUUCCUCUACGAUGAAUUCCGCCGUUUCCUCAUCCGGCGAAACCCUGGUGGAUGGGUCGAACGCGAGACUUACUACUAG
Bursaphelenchus xylophilus (pine wood nematode) is the source of this 3388-nucleotide messenger RNA. The record is from the annotation of a GenBank genome assembly. Lineage: Eukaryota; Metazoa; Nematoda; Chromadorea; Rhabditida; Aphelenchoididae.